AUUGAAAAGACUCAAGCAGAAAGUCUCAUGUCUGUGAUUAAUACUUGUGAAUAAUGGAAUGAACGUGAAUUAUUUAAUGAUUUAUAUUGAGGCGGCUUCAGCUGAGAGAAUAAGUAAUAAAUUCACGAGUGAAGUAUUGAGAAAAGAAACUGACGAAGGAAAUUAAUUUUAAUCAAGAGUGAAUUUUUUGGAAAUAAUGGAAUUAUGUGGAUUUAUAUUAAGCUAAUUAAGAAAUGAAACUGACAGUUCUUUGAUGUUUAUGUGCUUAUAAGUGCCAACCAUAAAAUAAAUAAAAAAAAGCAGUGAAUAUAAAUUAUGAUAAAUGGAGCCUGUUCUUAAUCAAAACCAUACGCACAGCCCAUCACAAGGAUUCGGCAAUGAUACCGAACGACAUGAAUUGUUACAACAAUUUUCACUUAACCGCAACAUUGAUGAGCCAUUUUACAGUAUUCUCAUCACUAUGUAUAGUUUUCUCAUUAUAUUCGGGUCCACGGGAAAUAUUUUAGUCGUAUUAGCUGUACUUAGGAAUAAAACAAUGCAAACAGCUAGAAAUAUCUUUAUUGUGAAUCUAGCCAUAUCAGAUCUCCUGUUAUGUCUGGUGACGAUGCCUUUAACAUUGAUACAAGUUCUUUCAAAAUAUUGGCCCUUAGGCAACAGUGCAUUAUUAUGUAAAAGUAUUGGAACACUGCAAGGAACUAGUAUAUUUGUGUCAACAAUUUCAAUUACUGCAAUAGCAUUAGAUCGAUAUCACGUCAUUGUCGGAUGUCCUGCAAAUAAUUUACAAAUGCUCGGAGCUGUAAUCGUCCUUUCAAUAAUUUGGCUCAUAGCACUACUUUGUGCAUUGCCUCUGUAUAUUUAUACAAGCUUAAUUGAAUAUCCUGUAAAUCUCCCGAUAAUUAAUUUACAUACUAUACAUUAUUGUGUAGAAGAUUGGCCUGACAUGCCGUUCCUAGCUGGACGAGUGUAUUAUAGUUUAUUCUCUUUAACUAUUCAAUAUUUCAUUCCAAUUUUGGUCGUAUCAUCUGCAUAUCUACGAAUAUAUUUUCGAUUAAAGAAACGAAUAAUAGUCGCACAAAAUAUUACAUCUGUUGACGAUAGGAUACAGCAGAGACGAGGACGACGAACGAAACGCACAAAUUGCCUACUAAUUUCAAUUGCUUUAAUUUUCGGCAUUUCAUGGCUGCCCUUAAAUUUUUACAACCUUUACAUGGACCUUUAUGCUAGUAUGAACGAAAUGAAAAUAACACAAACUGUAUACAUUAUUUAUGCUGCCUGCCAUAUGGUCGGAAUGUCAUCAGCAUGUUCGAACCCACUGCUGUAUGGCUGGCUCAAUUCAAAUUUUAAGAAAGAAUUUAAUGAAAUUUUGUGCUGUCGAAAAGGCAACGGUGACUCAUCAUCCGCAUCACAUAAAUUAAAAGGAGUUGAAUCGAGUAUUGUCGUAAAGAAGAGGACAUUCAUGCAUGAGCAGAAUGGCAGUAAAAUAAAAUCGGAAUUACUGAAGCAAAAUAACAAUGAUGAUGUGCAGGAGUUUACCUUGACAACAAACAUUUGAAAUUCAUCGAACACGGACUGAGAGAGGCACACAGUUCUGUAGUAAGCUUAUUUGAUGACACGCCUAGCAGAUAAUUUUUCAAAUGAACUAAAUGGGUGACACACAAAGAGUAAAGUUGUUAAUUAAUGACACUUAAAAUGAAGUUUUGAAAAUAAAAGUCUUACAAAGGAUAGAAAGUAGAUUUUGUGAAUAUACGGAAGACACCAUGUUAAAAAUUAUAAUGAAUAGUCUAUAAAAGUUUCUAGGUAAAAAUGAACAUUUGAAAGGGGAUUGGAGAUUUGAAUUUUUAUUGCUUGACUAAUCGAAUUUUGUAGCUUAAUAAUUGAUGACUGAGUCUUAGUUGAGUAUUUUUGGUACGAAAAUUGUUAUUUAAAAAAAAGUCGAGAUUUAAAUUAAGUGGAUUAUAAAUUAAAAACCUUUUUCUAAGAAGGGAUUAGUGAAAUCCUAUAAAAUCCAGAUUUACUCUUGAAUUAAAUUAUUAUAAAUCUAAUAAUCCCAAAAUUAUUACUACAAGCAUCAAAUUUCAAAUAUUAAAUCCCCAUUUGAUUGAAAAACUAUAAUUUUGUUGUAAAAAGGUAAAAGAAAAAGUUUAAUUUUGUACGUGAUAAAAAAAUUUCCUCCAAGCAAGCCUAAUAAUUAAAGCGAGUACGCCUAGUAAAAGGAAGAAAAUGUUCCUUGAUCAUGAAACGUAAAAGUUUGUGCAUGAAUGUUUCUUUUGUGACAGAAUGAAAUUAAAAAAUGGAAAAAUUGAAUUGAAUUAUUUUUAACUUUCAUUAGCGGUUAAGAAUGAAGCAUUUUAAAUGCGUUUGUAGUACAGAACAAUGAAGAGAUGUGACGUUUAAAGAAGAAGAAAAAGGAAAUUUCAUUUUGUGUUCUUUUACAAAGAAAAUGGAAUUAUUAAAUAAUAACAGAAAUGGGUUCAGAUCUAAUUUGAGUUAUUUUUGUAGCUUUAAGCAUAUUUUUGUCCUGUGAUUUAUAUGAGGUUAAAGUAACUUUGUAGUUUUCUCAAUUGACAAAGAUAGUUUACUUUGAAAUAUUUGAGAAAGAUCAGUCUCUGAUGGGAUUUGAACCUACUUAAUCAUUGAAGAAAAUCCUACAGUUGACUGCUUUGUUGCCUAGCCAUUCGGCCACAGAGGUCUUAUUCCCGCACUGGCAGUUUCAGCAACAUAUGGCAUGAUAUCAAAGAUUCCACAGAUUUCUAGCAAUACAACAAUGUUAGGAGAUAUUGAAGUCUGAAUUAAAUUAGUUGAAAUUUGAUUAUGGUCAUCAACAUUAAUAUCCUGUUUUAUCUACUUUUAAAGAUUGUAGAUUAAAUUUCGACUUCAAAAAUAUGAACUUUGAGACUUUUAAAAAAGUUCUAAUUUUAAACAAUUUUAUUAAAUUUUCAUGACAACAAAAUUUUCAAGUUUGAAGCAUAAGAUUUUCUGAGAAUUUAUGAGGCAAAUUGAAACCAUAAUCUAGUGAUAAAAAAUGCGAAUGGAGCCUUAAAAAAUUCAUGGAUCCGACAAAAAAUUGAAUUAUUUUGCUUUCUUUUUGACCUAAUUCUUGUUUUUAUCAUCCAAGCUUUUAUAAAUGCUAUGAAGUAAAAGCAUAACAAAAUUAUAUAUCUCAAAGGAAUGAAUCUUUGUAAUACAAUAUUGAACAAAACAUGAUUAUAAGUGAUAUUUAAAACCGAAAGUAAAUUGAUGCUUAUUCGAUAUUGAUUACAUAAAUUUCCUUUACCACAUGUUGAUGUUCUCAAGAUUCUAAGAUUCUGAAAACAUAUUGAUUAGUGAAUUUUUAAAAACAAAAAAAAAAUGAAAUUUGUCAUUUGAAAUUAUUCCCAUCCUGUAUUAAUUCGAGAAACCAUUCGUUUGAUGCUAGCAGAAGGAAAA
This is a messenger RNA of Chironomus riparius, 3426 nucleotides long. NCBI's taxonomy places the organism in Eukaryota, Metazoa, Arthropoda, Insecta, Diptera, Chironomidae. The record is from the annotation of a GenBank genome assembly.